CGUCGCCACCACGCCACUUUCUGCGCGUGUUCACACGGUGCUAGGGGAAAGUCACGACGACGGGUCAGCCUCGGGGAGUGAGCUCUCCGCAUGACACUCUGAGGGCAGCGAGCGAGUCGCGCGGGGGACGUGGCGGCCGGCGGCGCCGCCAUCUUGAGGCGGCUGCGGGGGAUGCCGGCGCGCGGCGGGCGUGGGGUCCUGCUGGGCCUGGCGGUGGCGGUGGCGGCGGCCUUGGCCGCGCGGCUCCUGGGCUGGGGGCGGCCGCCCGCCGCCGUCCGCCUUUUCCUACCGGAGGAGCUGGCCCGCUACCGGGGCGGCCCGGAAGACCCGGGCCUCUACCUGGCGUUGCUCGGCCGGGUCUACGACGUGUCUUCUGGCCGCAGGCACUACGAGCCCGGGGCUCACUACCGCGGCUUCGCAGGCCGCGACGCCUCCAGAGCGUUUGUGACUGGGGACUACUCUGAGGCAGGCCUUGUGGAUGACGUGUCUGACUUGUCCCUCUCAGAGAUGCUCACGCUACAGCACUGGCUUUCAUUCUAUGAGAAGAAGUACAUGUUUGUCGGAAGGUUGAUUGGACGCUUCUACGGAGAGGACGGGCUACCCACCCCAGAGCUGACCCACGUAGAAGCCAUGAUCACCAAAGGCUUGGAGGCCAGUAAACAGGAGCGGAAAGAGAAGCAGCAGUUCCCACCGUGCAAUGCUGAGUGGAGUGCAGCCAAGGGCAGCCGCUUCUGGUGUUCCCAAAACAGUGGAGGUGUGAGCCGAGACUGGAUUGGCGUCCCCAGGAAGCUAUAUAAGCCAGGGGCCAAGGAGCCCCACUGUGUGUGUGUGAGACCAAGCGGCCCCCCAAGUGAGCAGACGCCCAAUGAUCCCACCCACAGAAACCACGGGGACUUGGACCACCCUGGCCUGCAGGAGUACCCAGGUUGCCCACCUCUGGCCACCACGUGCUCUGUCCCUCUCUGAACCGGUGCCCUCUGUUGAUACCCAGCAGAACGCUGCUCCGAGAGGCACCUGGCUCCUGCUGGGGAAGGACUGGUCAUUGUCUGCAC
Molecule: messenger RNA, 1052 nt
Organism: Ochotona princeps (American pika)
Lineage: Eukaryota; Metazoa; Chordata; Mammalia; Lagomorpha; Ochotonidae
Product: neuferricin
Exons: 4
Coding region: 172-966 (264 amino acids)
Cellular component (GO): endomembrane system; membrane
Source: RefSeq, a predicted model, not a curated record